Molecule: messenger RNA, 2960 nt
Organism: Chinchilla lanigera (long-tailed chinchilla)
Lineage: Eukaryota; Metazoa; Chordata; Mammalia; Rodentia; Chinchillidae
Product: chromosome unknown open reading frame, human C1orf94
Exons: 7
Coding region: 825-2618 (597 amino acids)
Source: RefSeq, a predicted model, not a curated record
CGUUGCGUUUGAAACCCACAGAAAGAACUCAGCGCUAGACGGCAAGGGGCUGGGAGUUACUUGGCACGGAAGUUGGUUAAAGCCCUCUGGAGCGCCUGGCCCACACUGCCGGGACAGAGCGUUUUUAAGGACUGGGUUCCAUCGCGCUGCGGAUCGCACACCAGCGCAGGGCAGUGGCGGGCGUCUAUUGGGUGUCCGCGGCCGCCGGGUUGGCUGCGGCCCCAUAGGCUCAUUGGAGAUUGCUUUCCUGGACACCGAGCAGCGGUGGGAGGGGCAGACAGAAGCGGCUAGAGGAGAGAUCGAAAGCAGGGACUCUGGGGGUGAGCGGGGGCAGUUGGCCCUCGGCGCACGCGCGCUCCCUGGCAAGGACCAGGCAGAACCUUACGGGGGAUUCCUACCCCAGCUGAACAGAGAGCCCUGUGCGGGAUCAAUACCCGGCCGUCUGUGUCUCAGUGGCUUGGGUGAAAAUGGGCUGAACACCAGGCCCCAAAAGGGGGAAUGCCAAGGACUGUGGGGAGAACCAGUCCUUCCCUCCAGCCUCCCAGAUGUCAUUCUGCCUAUCCAGGCACCUGAGUCUUGAGCUCCAGGGGAUUCUAUGGUUACUAAGCUACUGGGUUUUGUUGACUUUUUAAAAUUUUCCUCUAAGGAGGUGGGGGCAAGAGGCAGGGAAGAGCAAAUAAAAACAAAUCAAAACAAGCCCUCCCUCCCCAAAAUAACGCUGUCCUCCCACCCCCUAUCCCCACACAAAGCUAAGGCCUCUGAAGGAGCAACAGCCAGACAGAACUGACCUCCCCAGGGCAGGUCCUCAGCACCCUUUCUGGUGAAUGCGAAGCGGCGGUGCGUGGCCUCUUUGUCCUCAAGUGCUGGGUGGACGAAGGGGCUUCCAGAAAGAAAGAAGGAUGGCCAGUGGGAAUGGGCUCCCUUCAUCCUCGGCCCUUGUGGCCAAGCGUCCCUCUGCCCUGGGCCCGUUCCCCAGAUUCGUCUGGAUCCAUCAGGACACCCCCCAAGACAGCCUAGACAAGACUUGCCAUGAAAUCUGGAAAAAAGUUCAAGACCUGCCUGAGGCCCUGCAGCCCAGGACCUCCAUGGAACAGCUCUCUGCCCCCACAGCUGGGACUCCAAGAGACUAUGGUCUCAGCUUCCAAGAAGAAGCCCUGGAGCUCAGCAGGGGAAGAGAUGAGAUUUCCCUCCUGGUGGAGCAGGAAUUCUUGAGCCUCACGAAGGAGCACCUCAUCCUGGUCCAAGAGAGCUCAGAGGAGAUGGAGGCUGCUGGCGAUGAUACCCAGGGGACCAGAGAGCUGGCUUCUUGUGUUCUUGCACCUUUCCUGGUGGCAAGCAGCAGCGAGUGCGCAGGAGCCUCUCUCACUCCUGGCGACAGGCUUCAGGAGCAGAGGGUGGCCAUGUCCAUUAUUGGCAGCCGGCAGAACUGCGAUUCUGCCAUGUCUACGGUAACAGGCAUCCUGCGUGCUGCCAAGAUCAGGAAUGCCAAGGGGACCGAGGACGGGGGCCACAGCCUGGCUGACUGCAACUCGGAGAUCAGUAAACUCUUGGCCCAGUUCCCGCUGAAGUCCACGGAAAUGUCCAAAGCCCCUGACAACAAGAUGGUGCUGGAGGAGACAAAGGUCAUCAAGGACUUCUUGCAGAACAGUAUUUUCAGUGGCUCUGGACCCAGAGAGCCCACAGGGCUAGGCCCAUUCAUGCUCCUGCCUCCUCCACCUCCUCCGGCACCCCCAGACAAGUUCUCUGAGCUCCCUGCCCAGAAGAGGCAGCUUCCAGUGUUUGCCAAGAUCUGUUCCAAGGCUGAAACUGACCACGCCGUGGAGGGGCAUCACUUGAUGGAAUGGAUCCCUGGCAUUAAGGAGUCGACCAAGAGUCAAGAGAGCCUCUUUCUCAGCCAGUGGCCUCAGACUCAGAAGGACAUUUGCGGCGAGGAGAGUCACAGUGACCCAGUGGACUCCGUGCCCACCAAGAAGCCUGCAUGGCCGGCUGAGAAGAACCUGCUCUAUGAGUUCCUUGGGACUACCAAGAACCCAAGUGGGCCACUGAAGCUUUGCAGCAAAGUGGACGCGGAUGGGUUGGAGCUGAAGCUUAACCCAUCUGUAACAGCUGCAGAGAAGAACAACCUUAAGUACACAGGGAAUGUUUUCACCCCACGCUUUGCCACAGCCUUGACCUCAACCACCAUGAACCAGCCACUCUGGCUCAACUUGAACUGCCCACCUCCGCCAGUGUUCACCAAUCACUCCACCUUCCCACAGUAUCAGGGCAUGUACCCACAGCGGUCACCGAGGAUGCCCUAUCAGCAGGCUGUGCCUCCUCAGCUAGGCUGCUACUCCCGACAGCAGGUGACACUCUACAACCCACAGCAGAUGGGCCAGCAGAUCUUCCGCUCUUCCUACACCCCCCUGCUGAGCUACAUCCCCUUUGUCCAGCCCAACUACCCUUAUCCACAGAGGACACCUCAGAAGCUGCCCACCAAUCCCCGAGACCCCUCUCCCAUGUCAGGAGACGGCCCGCAAUACCUCUUCCCCCAAGGAUAUGGGUUCAGCUCAACAUCUGGUGGGCCCCCGAUGAACAGCCCUUAUUUUUCCUCCAGUGGGAAUGGCAUCAAUUUUUAGACUUCUUUUAUUCCCUCUCUUCCUCCUCUAGCCCUUGGAUCCAGGUGAAGGGCUGUAGAAUUCUGGACUGUGCAAUAGCUUGGUACGAAGUUCUGAAAGCCAAGGGUCAGACGAGGUCACGGACAGAAAACAGCAAGACCAGGUUCAUUGACUGACCGUCUAUAUUUAUCACACACACAGCACAAGCCAAACACAUAUCCUCCUGUUCACACUCACUUGCUCAACCACACAGGCACCUGUAUUUCACUAACAUGAGUGAGUUUUAUUUCUGUUGUUGUUAAAAUAGGAGUAAGGCAUUUACGUUUAGAAAGUUUGUAUUUUAUGAUAAAACUCUGAACUGUA